Molecule: messenger RNA, 5683 nt
Organism: Misgurnus anguillicaudatus (oriental weatherfish)
Lineage: Eukaryota; Metazoa; Chordata; Actinopteri; Cypriniformes; Cobitidae
Source: RefSeq, a predicted model, not a curated record
AAAAUACUAACCGGAAUGCACUGCUUCAAGUCAGCCACCGAUCGGUCUGCGCAGCGCCGCAUGAAGUCGAACACACCUAUUCACUCUCGCGGUACUUUGAUGUCACAUUAUACUUGGUCUGCGCAUGUCUGCAUGAAGUCAAACACUCAUAUAUUUUAGCUUUAGUAGCGUGUAACAAAAUAUACUGUUGGUUUGCGCAGCGCAGUAACGUUACCACAUGAAGCCGCGGGCACAUCUUUAAGGGCUGCACUAGUGUGUCGUCGUGUCAAACGAUCACAAAACGAUUUAUUCCUCUUUUUCACCUCGAUCUUCGACCUCUUGUGAUUUACCAAAACCAACAGGUGAAGCAACAACGCUGACGAGGGAGUUUCAUUAGUAUUAAGGUAACUAAGCAUGUUUGUUUGUUUUUGAACGUUUAUCAAUGCAAGUCAAUACAACCAGACAAAUCCUGAAGGCAAGGCACGUUGAACAUGUAACGCGUUGGUGGGGUUAGCUAGAUCAGCCCCUGUUUAACUUAACCUUAAGUUACUUGAGUUAUAACAUUUAUCUUCCGACGUGCUUAGAGUAUUAUGUAAACGAUGCUGUGUCAGUCUAUUUUCACAAGAAGCUAUAAAGUUUUAUAGUGGAGGGGUUUGAUCAUUUUAAUAAUUUAUUUUAUCAGUUGUAUUAGCUGUAAAGUUAUUUAUAUCUGUGAAUUAAUUCAUAUUUCUAACAGUUUCAUCUAACGUUAAUAACGCCAACCGUUACUUACCAACAUCGUGAAGAACAAACUGACAGAUACACCAACUUAAAGCCGACAAUUAACAAAAAAAUAAACAUUAUAAAUGAACAGAAACGUAUGUUUACAAAUUAUGUUAUUUACAUGUUAAUAAUGAUGUUAAAUGCGAAGAAAAUGUUGAAGGGUGUUGUGCUUGAGGAAAUAACGGUCAUGUGGUGAAAAUGGAGGUCACGUGACGAUGGCCUCGCGAACAGCUCGCGCUGGCUAAAAGGGUCAACUUCCCGCCCCAGCAUGCAUUUUGAAUGCAGAAAUUAUAAGCAGUAAGUUUAUAAUAUUUAUAUAAUGCUUAAUAAUAUGGGUGCACCGUGGCGUAAAUCGGCCGAUGACGCUUGCUAUGGUGAAAUGCCGCUACAUCCAAAAGCCAGAGGGCGCUCAAGUGCAGAAACUCAAUAUGCGCUGCAGACGAACAACAUUAAACACACAGCUCCAGAAAAUGGCAAAAAUAUAUUUUUAUAUCACUGUUCAAACCUUUUCAUGUAUUUUCAUGAUAAUAAAGAAUAUGUUUAAUGAUUAUGUUUGAGGAGUGUUGCUUUUUAAAUGCAUGUUGAUUUCAUAUUAAUAAGGACUUAUUGAUCUUAAUAAAUGAUGCCUGUAAAUUUACACACAUACGUCUAUGAGAUCGUUAUUUAUAGCAUUUAUUCUAGGUUGAAAAUUAAAACUUUAACGUUAUUUAAUCUGACUGAAAUUUGUUUGUGUUUAACACUGAUUUGUUUUUCUGUUUAAUAUUGGUCUGUCCUGUUAAACGUGCUCAGAAACAUGAAGAUUACAGUUUCUACAGAGCCUAAAACUGAUGGAUAAUCUGCUCACCUAAACAGCCCACCACAAUCCACGUGCACCAGCUCUGAAAAGUGCAGGACAAACGUCUUCCUCCACUUGUGAGUCUCUUGCCACAUAUACAUAAGCACUUCAGGAUGAACCAGCCUGUGAUCGGUUAAGAUGCACAGAUUCAACUCUGGCCCAACCGUCAUCCCAACACCUCAUCUGCCCAUCAGUUUCGUUUAGUUUCUGUGUAUUUCAAAAGGUCUUAUAAACUUUAAAUGAGACUUUGUGUAAAGCAGGGGUUUCCAAACUUUUAAUUCCCUAACCUUUUAAGCCCGAGAUACACUGCAGGAUUUUUGCAAUCCUAUGAGAUUAUUACCUAAUCACACUGUGCGCCAUGGAUCGUUUACACUUGGAUAUUGACAAGCAUGUUGAAGACUGUACGAUGAAGACACCCAUUGAUUGGGAGGCUGUGACACCUGUGACACAUGUUAGCAUAACGCCAUCAGCAUGUGCUAGUGGUAAACAAAUACUGGUCUGCAGGUUGUAGCAGCAAACACAUUGAUGUGCGUUGAUCAUGCUGAAUUUCUGACACUGUCAGAAAUGACACACCCCGUGUAAGAGUAUGUUGUGUUGUAAUUCAAGUCACAUCUAAGUCUUGUGGGUUCUCAUUAUAUUCACAGUGUAACACGGUUCUUUCAGGAGUUACUACAUUACAGUGCUCUUAAAGUCUCAUGAUCAGCUCUGGGUCUUGUAAAGUAAUAUAAUGAGAUUGUGAUCAAUAGCUUUGCAGUAUUUGUUACACAUCAAAUUUAAUUUAAUAAACAAACUAGUCAAUAUAAUUCAUGCUGUUACUCUGGAUUACACCUGGUCAAAUUAAUAUGUGUAUUCAGUUUUUGUAUAAGGUUUCUUCAUUUAUUGUAUAUAAACGUCACCUUUGGUAUGCUUAUUAGAGUAUGUUGCUUUUUAAUAAAAUGUUGUGAAAAUGCAAGGUGUGUUACACAAUUUCAAUGGAUGGUGUGGGGUCAAAAAAUAUCAGACAAAAAGUCUCAACUUUAGAUACUGUGAUAUAAAUGAUGACAGACACACUUAAUGUGAGUCACACCCAGUAAUGAUAAUAAGCAGGAAUUGCAGCCAGCAUUAAAGCAGGGUCACCUAAAAUAUUCAGCUUGUUGGCAAUUGUUUUAUUUAUUUAAAUGUAUAAAUGCAGUUUUUCAUUACAGAUUGAUGAAACAGUCAGAGGUGCAGUGGCUGCUGGUUAUAAAUGGGAAUGCUUCCCAAUGGGAAAUUACAUAAUUUCCUAUAAUGUUUGUGCAUAGCAUCAGUGAGUUUGCUUUAAUAUUAUGAUGUAAUGCUUAAUCAAGCGUUUAUUAAAGUGAUGUCAUAGGCGAUGAUGUUUGGCGUCGGGUAUUGUGACAUCAUAAUGCUCGCGUUCCAUUAGACGCGUAUAUAAAGAGCCGCGCGCAGAUCUGCAGUCACUCACUCAUUUUCUGGUUAUCUGAGCGGAAGCAAAGAAAAUCAUCGAAAGAGACGAGACGAUUGCAAAGCGAUCAAAAGCAUUGAGAGUGUGAAAGUUACGAAUUACACAAGUCUACAACCACUUCUACUGGAGAGUAUUGGUGUUUGUUCACAAGUGUUUUUUGACUGCUUGUCCACUCAAAUAUCAUGGCCUCAUCCAGGUUGUCCCUCCGUAACACCGAGGGCGGAACUGAUGAGAAGAGAGGCGACCAUGCGCUUGAAGUCGGCGGUUGUAGCGAUCGUUUCCCGGGUGUGACCAUCCAUCAGUCACGGGAUUCAUUGCUCUUCGCUGAUGGAAAGUUUGUUAAGGCGUCUCUUAUACAAAACCUGGACGAAAGUCCAGAAGGAUGUUUGACCCUCAGUAACACCGAGGGUCGCAUCAAUAUGAGCAGAGGUGUCAGCGGACCGAAAGUCGGUGGUUGUAGUGAUCGUUUCCCUGAUCUGACCAUCCAUCAGUCACGGGAUUCAUCGUUCUUCCCCGAUGGAAAGUCUACGACACCUUUUAUUUACACUUUGGACGACAGUCCAAAAGCAUGUUUGACCCUCAACAACACCAAGGGUGGAAUUGUUGAUGGAUUGAAGGUCGGCGUUUGUAGCGAUCGUUUCCCUGAUCUGAACACCUGUCAGUCACGGGAUUCAUCGCUCUUCGCUGAAGGAAAGAUUGUAAGAGAGAGUUUUAUUGACACUAUGGACGACAGCCCAAAAGUAGGCAGUGAGGGGAAGGGGGCAGGGAUCCGUGGGCUCUUCAAUAGAGCUUGCAAGGCUGUAGCGCGCCCCUUCCUCAGCUGCCGGAGGAACAAAGUAAAAGCUAUUGUUCCUCCACUGAAGCCGGACAAAUCAUCUUCAGGGCUGUCUGUCCAGUAUGCAUCCCGUCCCCAGGACAGUUUGGACUCAGGUUCUUACUGGGUCGGGGAUACAUCAGAUGCAUGUCCGGCUCAAGCGAAAAGUUCAGCCAAAGUUUGGUCUAUGGCUGACCAGACUUCUUACACGGGUUCAUUUCUCGAAGAAACGCAUGUAUUGGAUACAUCGGACAUUGCGUCCGCUUCCUUAGAUGACAGUGCCGAUCACAGGAAAGGCGUUCAAGGCCUGAUGAAUGCCCAAUCAGGUUCUAUAGAGACCUUAAGUCUCGAUGCUCACAGUGGCGUGAAGGCAUCUAGUACAGCUGUGAAGAGCAGAUCUUUAUCAGCUGACAGCUGGUCCAGUGAGUUGACAGACGAGUCAUCAGUACUCACACACCUGGACUUUGAAUAUGGCAUGAAUAUGGCAGAGAUCUGCCCAGAAGAACAAUGUGCCAAAGAGAAGGCAGGAAAGUGGGGGUUCUUAAAGAGAACCUGGAAGGCUAUAGAGCGAACCUUCCUCUCCUGCUGCUGUACCAAAGUGGAGCCUUUUAUGCCUCCAUCAGACACUUCCCCAUCUUAUAAAGAAUGUGUUGAUGAUGAUGUGGAGAUUAACUAUAACGUCGGGGAUGUUUUGGGUGAAGGUUUCUUUGGAAGUGUCUCUGAGGCAACACGUAUUUCUGAUGGCAAAGAGGUCGCCAUCAAAUUCAUGCACAAGCAUGACGGUGACCGUACUCUUGUUAUUCCUGGCUAUCCUGAACCUCUGAUUACAGAAGUGGCACUCAUGAUUAAGAUGAGUGAACCUCCCUUAAGCCCAAAUGUAAUCCAGAUGUUCGAAUAUUUUGAAGACGAAUACAAAAUAGCAAUAGUUAUGGAGUACCCCAAGCCCUGCAUAGCUUUAGAUGAUUACAUAGCAGACAAUGAGAUGUUAUGUGAAGAAAUGGCGCGUAAAUUAAUGCGUCAAGCGGUGAAGGCAGUAAUCGACUGCAUUGAUCACGGUGUCGUUCAUACUGACAUACAUCCUGGUAACUUCCUGAUCAACACCGACACUUUAGACCUGAAGUUAAUUGACUUCGGCUGUGGUCAGCUGUUUACCAGUGAUGUCUAUGACAGUAAUCAGUAUGUAGGAAAUCCUGUUUACUGCCCACCCGAGGUCACAGAGAUGAACAGAUUUCAUGCCAUCUCUGCCAACGUCUGGUCUCUUGGUUUGCUCCUCUAUGAAAUGGUCAAAGGAUGUUUGUCUGAUUCAAUGUCGGGGGAAUUCCUGUUUGUGAAUCCUGACUUAUCGGACUUAUCGGACUUAUCGGAAGCAUGUCAAGAUAUUAUUAUAUGGUGUCUAGCAGUUUAUCCAGAUGAUCGACCCACAUUACAUCAGAUCUUACAGCACAGCUGGUUUGAUGAAUGAAGUCAGUCAGGGUCUUCUGUUCAUCACUGCUGUCAGACGUCAGGGUUGGAUCUAAAAGUGCUGGACACUACACAGGACUGAGCAAACCAAACCAGACCUCAUUGACCUUAUAAAAUACUGUAGAUAUAUAAAAUACUGUAGAUAUAUAUUUUAGUAUUUUUCUGAUAGUAACCAUGUUGUCUGUCUUGUUGUCAAUUUUUUUGUUUUGCAUUGUACAUUUUUUUAUUCAUAAAUCCAAAUUUCUCAAUAUGUUACCUAGAUUUGAUGUCUUCCUUGCAGAGAUUUUGCUUAUUGUUAAAUCUCUUAAACACACUGAUAAUAAUAAUAACUGUGUAAUGUAUUUUGUAUUUCUUUGGUCUUGCUAUAUUAAUAAAUACAAUAAAAACA